AUGCCGGCGUCCAUCAGCUGUCCGCCUCCGGCGCCGCCGCUACAGCCACCCGGCCGGUGCGCCGUAGGAGCACACGCACGCGCCGUAGCUUUCGUCGGACCGCGUCUCCGUGACAGCAAGCAGGAAUUUAGCCAUGAUUUUGAUUUACGGAAGCCCCUGGAACGGCAUUUGCUUAAUGCACAGAAUAUUGAAUGUUUGAGCACUCAAGAUGUAGACACUCUGAGUGACCUCCAGAAUCGUUCUUCUGCUUUCUUAUCCAAACAUCAAAGGAAAGAUGGUGGAAAUCUGAAUGCUGGACGCAUUGCUAUACAGUCUCUCUGUGCACCACAGUGUGGAAAUUUUGAGAAGGACUGGGACAUGGUCUCGUUUCUCAGAUCACUGAAGGCCAUGGUGCGCUCAUCUAAUGCCGUUGCCAUUAUAACAUUUCCAUACACAGUCCUAUCAGAUUCUUUCUGCAAGAGAUGGCAGCACCUAGCAGAUACACUGCUGUCAAUAAAAGCAAUCCCAGACGAGGACAAGGACUUGGCGAAACUCCUCACAGGGUAUCAGGAUAUGGUUGGUUUUCUGCAUGUUCAUAAGGUGGCACAGACCAACAGCCAGGUUCCUGUGAUAUUAGAGGCCUCCACAUUUUCUCUGAAGCUGCGAAAGAGGAGGUCGCUGGUGUUAGGACGGCUGAAUCAGGCCACGGUAGACGGGUCGAGCGGGCCCUCGUCUGGUGGAUCAGGCAGUUGCUCCUCGUCGACGCAAGGCUCACAGCUCGAUUUCUAA
Molecule: messenger RNA, 768 nt
Organism: Triticum aestivum (bread wheat)
Lineage: Eukaryota; Viridiplantae; Streptophyta; Magnoliopsida; Poales; Poaceae
Product: elongator complex protein 4-like
Exons: 6
Coding region: 1-768 (255 amino acids)
Biological process (GO): tRNA wobble uridine modification
Cellular component (GO): transcription elongation factor complex; elongator holoenzyme complex; cytoplasm
Source: RefSeq, a predicted model, not a curated record